Messenger RNA from Calypte anna (Anna's hummingbird), 1618 nucleotides. It is a transcript of the gene ADORA3, whose product is annotated as adenosine A3 receptor. Bases 171 to 1124 code for a protein of 317 amino acids. The record is from RefSeq and is a predicted model, not a curated record. Gene Ontology annotation, biological process: G protein-coupled adenosine receptor signaling pathway. Lineage: Eukaryota; Metazoa; Chordata; Aves; Apodiformes; Trochilidae. The transcript has 2 exons. Gene Ontology annotation, molecular function: G protein-coupled adenosine receptor activity. Gene Ontology annotation, cellular component: synapse; dendrite; membrane.
CUGCUGCCCUGAGUGCCAAGGACAGGAAAUCCUGGCAGAGGUUUGAACACUGCAGAGUCACAGAACAGCUGAGCACGGGACAGAGGGGGACAAAUCACCCGGGAGGCCACCGAUGCCCGUGCUCCCUUCUGCAGCCCCAGCCAGGGUGGGAGCCUCUCCAGCAGCUUGCCAUGCCCAACAGCAGCCUGGUGCUGAGCAGCCUGGAUGGGAUUUACAUCGGGACAGAGUGCCUGGUGGCUCUGUUUGCCACUUUGGGUAACAUCUUGGUCAUCUGGGUGGUGAAGCUCAACUCCACCUUCCAGAACACCACUCUCUACUUCAUCGCCUCCCUGGCACUGGCUGACAUCUCCGUGGGGAUCCUUGUCAUGCCCUUGGCCAUCGUGGUGAGCCUGGGCAUCAGUGUCCACUUCCAGACCUGCCUGUUCCUGUGCUGCCUGAUGGUGAUGUUCACCAGUGCCUCCAUCUUCUCCCUCUUGGCCAUCGCGGUCGACAGGUACCUGCGUGUGAAGCUGCCCACCAGAUACAAAAUAAUCACGACAGAGAGGAGAGUUUGGGGGGCACUGGGUCUGUGCUGGUCUCUGUCUCUGCUGGUGGGAUUGGUCCCCAUGUUCGGGUGGAACAAGAGAGAACAAAGAAACUCUGACUUGAUCAGGUGUCGAUUUACCUCUGUGAUGAGCAUGGACUACAUGGUGUAUUUUGGCUUCUUCACAUGGACCCUGAUCCCUCUGCUCAUCAUGAGUGCUCUGUAUGCUGAAAUCUUCUACAUCAUCCGCACCAAGCUGAGCCAGGGGACACCCAGUGUGAGAGGGGCUGGGGGGUUCUAUGGCCAGGAGUUCAAGGCAGCCAAAUCCCUGGCACUUGUUCUCUUCCUCUUUGCCAUAUCCUGGCUGCCUCUCUGCAUUAUAAACUGUGUUGCCUAUUUCCACCCCGAGUGUCAGAUCCCCCCCUACUUGAUGUACCUGGGAAUCCUCUUAUCCCAUGCCAACUCUGCCAUGAACCCCGUUGUCUAUGCUUGCAAGAUAAAGAAGUUCAAAACCACCUACCUGUUCAUUUUAAGGACCUACAUCCUGUGCCAAAAACCAGACCCUGUUCUUAGAGGACAAUCAACAGGGCAACAAGCAUAAAUAAACAGCAAACGUUGACCUGCCAGUGCCUAACAGAGCACUGAUAAAGCACUGAUAAACCACUGAUAAACCACUUCACUUUCGGAAACUCAUGGGAAAAUAGAGAAAAAUAAUUAAAAAAUAUAAAAACAAUUAAAAAAUAGAAAAACAGGGAAAAUACAGAUCUCAAGCCCACUUCAACAUACAAGUCCAAAUAUGUAUUUUUAUUAAAUCGUUUUAAAAUACAGAACAGAUACUAGAGACAAAUUUUGCCCAGUGUUGUGGAUUGUUUUUUCUAUAAGGAUUGACUGGGGGCACUGAAACCAGGCUGAGUGUUCCCUUUGCUGUUGGUACCCAGCAGUUUGCAGUGCAGCCAUGUCCUCACUGACUGUUCUUACACCCUUUGUCUUCUCUGUCAUUUUGGGCUAUAAAUUUGAAGUCUGGUCAACUUGUGCUGCAGUCAGUGCUGCCCCAUUUUUAUGAGUAAUAAUAAACAUUAAACUGAUUUUAUAUCC